UGAUAAGCAGGUCUCUCAUUGUGUUUUACUGGCAAAAGAAGCGAAAGUGCUUGCACCGUAGCAAAGAUACAAACUAAUAGUCAGUCGUGUUUGAAUAUCAAUCGGUAUGGCUAAACUGCAGAAUGGAAGACGCGAAAAUGGCGCUCGUGUGAACGGUGGAUACGUCAGCGAUGCCGAUUUUCAAAGUAACAGAAUUUCGGUUAUCGAGGAUGCUGCAAGGGUCAGAGAGUCGUCGAAGGACCAUGAAAAAACAGAAUGGAACGGCGGACUAGAGUUUUUGAUGGCUUGCAUCGCCUCGUCGGUCGGCCUGGGAAACGUCUGGAGAUUUCCUUUCACAGCGUACGAGAACGGGGGCGGUGCCUUCCUUAUCCCGUACAUAAUCGUACUGAUUUUCGUUGGGAAACCCACUUACUAUCUCGAAGGCGUACUUGGACAGUUCACGGGAAAAUCGUGUGGCAAGGUCUGGUUAAUGUGCCCGGCAAUGAGAGGGAUCGGUUACGGUCAGGUGAUAACCGCAUUCUGGGUCGUCACUUAUUAUUGUUCGCUGAUGGCAUUGACGAUGUACUAUUUGAUAUCGAGUUUUGAGAGUGUUCUGCCUUGGUCGUACUGCCGAGAGGAUUGGACGAAUUGCAUCGACACUCGGAGCUCGCUCAAUCGAACUUUACCGGAGAUACAAAAUUUCAGCAGUUCGGCAGAAAUUUACUUCCGAAAAAUCGUCCUGAACGAAGCUCCCUCGAUCGACGACGGCCUGGGACUGCCUUCGUUGAAGCUCUCGCUCUGCCUCGCGGCCGGCUGGCUCGCUGUUUUUGCCACUCUUUGUCGUGGCGUGAAAAGCACUGGAAAAGCCGCUUAUUUCCUCGCGAUAUUUCCUUACGUAAUUAUGAUCGUUCUGCUCGUCAGAGCAGUCACCCUCGCAGGAGCGAUCAAAGGAAUAUUAUUUUUCGUGACUCCCAAAUGGGAGAGUCUUUGGCAAGCGAAGGUCUGGUACUCGGGCAUCACGCAGUGCUAUUUUUCCCUCGCAGUUUGCUUCGGUCCGAUUAUCACGUACUCGUCUCACAACAAAUUUAGACACCCCGUUGACAGAGACGUCAUGAUCGUCACGACGCUCGAUACUUUUACCAGUCUCAUGGCUGGCUGCACGAUUUUCGGGAUACUCGGAAAUUUGGCUCACGAAAUGGGAACCGACGAUAUAUCGAGUGUUGUUCGGGGUGGCACAGGACUCGCUUUCAUCUCGUACCCCGAUGCCUUGUCCCGAUUCACGGUAGUCCCGCAGCUCUUCGCCGUUAUGUUUUUCGUCAUGAUGUUCGUACUCGGGACCGGAAGCGCGAUGGCACUUUGCGUUGGUAUUCUCGGCAUACUUUGUGACCAUUUUCCGAAUACGCAACAAUGGAAAAUGGCGCUGAUACUUUGCAUCGUUGGCUUCCUCUUCGGUCUCCCUUACGUAACCCCGGGUGGUCAGUGGUUCGUAACGCUCAUCGAUUAUUACGGAGGUACCUUUAUCGCCCUGGUAGUUGGUCUUCUACAGAUAGUAACUGUAUCCUGGUUUUACGGCCUCGGAAAUUUCCUCAACGAUAUCGAAUUCAUGCUCGGUUCCCGUCCCAAUCUUUACUGGAGGUUGUGCUGGUCCAUUAUCACUCCAGUUUUCAUGAUAAUCGUUCUCAUCUACACCGUAGCAACUUACAUUCCGCCGACUUACGAUGGCAUGGAAUUUCCGAAAUACGCUUAUGCUACCGGAUGGACUAUUUUGGGGCUCGGUAUAUUGCAAAUUAUUGUUUGGAUCGUUGCCAAGCUUUGGAAAAAUCGACGAUUUUCACCGAUCAAGAUGUUUACAGAUGCUUUCGUUCCCUCGAACAAUUGGGGACCGAAAAACCCUGAAACGAAAUUGGAAUGGAAGGAAUUUAUUGCUGCCAAGAAAAUCACGUCUAAACGAGGCCUCAAAGAAUUAUACUUUGGAUAAUGCGUCACUGUCACUAAUCUUUCGUAUUUAUCUUUAGUACGUAUGCACGCGGGGCUUCAUAAAAACACGCGAUACGGAUAUUAAAUCAGCCCAUGCAUGUUUCCUGUCUUACAAAGCUUCGUCAUACGUUUUUUUCACUGUUGCAUGUGUAUUCGCGGUAAGAAAUCCGUUUUAUGCUUGACCCAAUUUCUCUGAGGAUUUGAUAUAAAAAUACACGAAAAUUCAGACGCACAUCAACCGGCACAAAAUUAGUUCAUUUAUUUGUGAUCGUAAUUGACGGAGGAUUGUUCGUUAAAAUACGAACAGCCUGGUUUAUCUGAACCAUGCGCAUAUUCCGGAGAUUAGGCGAUGCAAGAGUCGCGCUCCAUGUGUGCGUUUAAUUGCCCAAAUAAUUACGACGAGCACGAAUAAUUGCUCGCAAUCUCGCAAAAUCUAUAGCGCGAGCAAAGAGUCAAAAAAACAAAACAUGCAUGUUUACAUCUUGAUUCCACAUCCUCUCGAGACGACAAUAAA
This is a messenger RNA of Venturia canescens, 2470 nucleotides long. RefSeq names its product sodium-dependent nutrient amino acid transporter 1-like. The record is from RefSeq and is a predicted model, not a curated record. Gene Ontology annotation, biological process: sodium ion transmembrane transport. NCBI's taxonomy places the organism in Eukaryota, Metazoa, Arthropoda, Insecta, Hymenoptera, Ichneumonidae. Gene Ontology annotation, cellular component: plasma membrane. Gene Ontology annotation, molecular function: L-amino acid transmembrane transporter activity. Bases 107 to 1957 code for a protein of 616 amino acids. The transcript is spliced from 9 exons.